Molecule: messenger RNA, 684 nt
Organism: Kalmanozyma brasiliensis GHG001
Lineage: Eukaryota; Fungi; Basidiomycota; Ustilaginomycetes; Ustilaginales
Exons: 4
Coding region: 1-684 (227 amino acids)
Biological process (GO): proteasome-mediated ubiquitin-dependent protein catabolic process; protein polyubiquitination
Cellular component (GO): nucleus
Molecular function (GO): protein binding; ubiquitin conjugating enzyme activity
Source: RefSeq, a predicted model, not a curated record
AUGGGAGACGCACGACUGAGGCGUAUCAACAAGGAGAUCAACGACUGCAAGAAUGACAAGGUCUCCGGUAUCCAAGUCUCGUUGAUAGACGAGUCGCCAUUUCAUCUGGUUGGCACCUUCCCUGGUCCAGAGAACUCCCCAUACGAGAAGGGGACUUUUGAUGUAGACAUCGUCGUACCCGAAGGCUACCCUUUCCAGCCCAUCAAGAUGAAGUUCAUCACCCGCGUCUAUCAUCCCAACAUCUCUUCGCAGUCCGGCGCCAUCUGUCUCGACAUUCUCAAAGACCAAUGGUCGCCCGUCCUCACGCUCAAGUCGACGCUCAUGUCGCUCCGCUCGCUGCUCUGCUCGCCCGAGCCAAACGAUCCGCAAGACGCCGAGGUGGCCAAGCACUACCUACGAGACAAGGACGACUUCGAAAAGACGGCGAGGUAUUGGACCGAGAUCUACGCAAACGGCUCCGAGUCCGCACAGCCUCCCGCCAAGGCGGUCAACAAUGCCGGAAAGACGGACGACAAGGCGGACCCGAUCCUGCUGGCGGGAUUGAAACGGGAGCACGUCGAUCAGUUUGUCAACAUGGGCUUCGAAAGCAGCAAGGUCAUCGAGGUGCUCAAAAAGCUCAACUACCGUGGUGCAAACGUCCGCAACAUCACCGACGACACGGUCCUCAACGAGCUGCUCAAAUGA